Ambispora leptoticha is the source of this 298-nucleotide messenger RNA. The record is from the annotation of a GenBank genome assembly. Lineage: Eukaryota; Fungi; Glomeromycota; Glomeromycetes; Archaeosporales; Ambisporaceae.
AUGAGACACUAUCUCUUUCUUGUAUGGGAUGGUAGUGGGUUAGUUGAGAUGGAUGAGAAUAAAAAUGGUCAAGAAAUACAUCAUGUUUGUGAGCUCAAAGUAGCAGCUAUAAGACAUAUGACAGAACAUCUUGAAAUCGAGCUUGCAGCUAAUAACUUGCAUCAUGUUAUGCGAGUUGUUGAUAAUACAAAGCAUUUGUUCACAAUAUUAGAUGACAUCGAGACAGCGCAACGUAGAUUAGAUGGCUACGUGAUCGAACAUGACGUGGAUCAAAAUCAUGGACAUUAUUUUUACAAUA